Molecule: messenger RNA, 1826 nt
Organism: Mangifera indica (mango)
Lineage: Eukaryota; Viridiplantae; Streptophyta; Magnoliopsida; Sapindales; Anacardiaceae
Product: AAA-ATPase ASD, mitochondrial-like
Exons: 1
Coding region: 127-1659 (510 amino acids)
Molecular function (GO): ATP hydrolysis activity; ATP binding
Source: RefSeq, a predicted model, not a curated record
GGGGGGGGCCUGCCUCAACAUCUAGCUUAGCUACCGACACCUUAAAAAUAGCCAUUUGCAGUCUGCUUGUAGGAAGCUUUCUAAGCUAUAACUUAAUCAGCAAGGAUUAACAACACAAUAGUGAAGAUGGGAGAAUUAUGGGCUACUCUCGGCUCAAUCAUAGCGAGUUUGAUGUUUUUAAAGGCAAUUCUCAAAGACUACUUCCCUUAUCAACUGUGGGGGUAUAUUGAAAAAUACAGUCACAAACUUGUGCGUUUUGUGUAUCCCUACAUCGAAAUUACGUUCCCUGAAUUCACAGACGAACGUCUCAAGCGCAGUGAAAUCUUCUCUGCAAUUCAAACUUAUCUCAGCGCCAAUGAUUCCGUGCGUACGCGUGCCUCAAGGUUUAAAGCCGAUGUUGUUAAAGAUAGCAAGUCUAUAAUCCUCUCUAUGGACGACAAAGAAGAGGUUACAGAUGAGUUUAAAGGCGUCAAGGUUUGGUGGGUACUCGGUAAAAAAACUCCCAAAAGAGAUUUUUCGUUUUCAUUUUACCCUGCUGCGGAUGAGCAAAGAUUUUACAAGCUCACUUUUCAUAAGAGUCAUAGGGAUUUGAUCACGGGUUCAUAUAUUAGCCAUGUGUUAGACGAAGGAAAGGCCACUACAGUGAGGAACCGGGAGAGAAAGCUAUACAGUAACAAUCCCAGCAAGAAUUGGCAUGGCUGGAAAGCAACAAAGUGGAGCCAUGUUCCUUUUGAGCAUCCGGCAACGUUUGAUACUUUGGCCAUGGAGACAAAGAGGAAAGAAAAGAUCAAGAAAGAUCUGAAGAAGUUCAGUGAAAGCAAAGAGUACUACAAGAAAAUCGGCAAGGCUUGGAAGCGUGGAUAUCUCCUCUAUGGUCCUCCAGGAACUGGUAAAUCAACCAUGGUGGCCGCCAUGGCUAAUUUUUUGAACUAUGAUAUCUAUGAUCUUGAACUUACCACUGUCCAGGACAACACUGAGCUGAGGACUCUUUUAAUCGAGACGUCCAGUAAGUCAAUCAUUGUCAUAGAGGACAUCGAUUGCUCGCUUGAUCUUACCGGUCAACGUGAGAAGAAGAAGAAGGAGGAAGGAGAAGAAGAGAUGGAUCCAAUUAAAAAAAAAGAAAAAGAAAUGGAAAAGGAGAACAAUAAAAGCAGCAAAGUUACAUUAUCCGGGCUGUUGAAUUUCAUUGAUGGGCUCUGGUCAGCUUGUGGGGGAGAAAGAAUCAUUGUGUUCACCACUAAUUUUUUGGACAAGCUCGAUCCGGCUCUCAUUAGAAGAGGAAGGAUGGAUGAACGCAUUGAAAUGUCUUAUUGUUGCUUCGAGGCAUUCAAGGUGCUGGCCAAAAAUUAUUUGAACAUCGAGUGGCAUGAAUUGUAUGCUGAAAUUGAGGGAAAGUUAGCGGAAAUUGAUAUGACUCCUGCUGAUGUUGCGGAGAAUUUAAUGCCCAAGUCUGACGAGGAAGAUGUAGAGAGUUGUUUGAAGAAUCUGAUUGAAGCUCUUGAGGUGGCAAAGGAGGAAGCGAGAAAGAAUGCCGAGGAAGAAGCGCGGUUGAAGGCAGAGAAAGAAAAAGAGAAGUCAGCGGACGAGAAUGUGAAGAAAGAGGAAGAAAAUUCAGGUAACAAAAAUAAAGAUGACGAAGGUAGAGGAGUGGAGGGUUGAUUUUGAAUAAGUAGCAUAGUUGAAUUGGCUGUCACGUUUUCUAUAAUUUUGUUCUAGAAUGCAAGUGAUUAAUGGUUGAGUGUGUCAUGCAAUCUACUGAUUUCUGUCUUAAUGAAAUAAUAGGAAUUUGCUCAAUUAUUGAAAUUAUUGAGCGAAUUUGUCCUAAA